ACAAAGGAAACUUGUAGGAAGCUCCCAGUACUGCAAUUAAGCCGCUUACCUGCUCACUGUUGCCCUAUAAAUAUAGGCCCUUCAUUUUACUCCAACACAUCAAUAUCCUCACAGCAAGCUCUCUCUCUCUCUCUCUCACUCACUUGCUCCUCCUCUUUUGCUCUCAAAUGGGUUCUUUUACUGCAGCAACAUCAAACCUUUUGCUAUUAGCAGUAGUGAUUUUUAGCCUAGUUCACUUAUCAACGGGGUCUAGUAGGAAACUGAGUGCUUUAGUAGAACCACAGCCCAAUCUCCUCACGUACCACAACGGCCAAGUGCUCCGAGGAGAUAUCCCUGUCUCCAUCUUAUGGUACGGUCAAUUUACUCCCACCCAAAAAUCCAUCAUCUCCGAUUUUCUCCUCUCCCUCACCUCCACCACUCAGUCCUCGCCGAACCCUUCUGUGUCCCAGUGGUGGAGCUCCAUAGAACAGCUUUACUUGUCGAAGGCCGGGAAAAGUGGAGGCCCAACAACGGCCCAUGUCGUGUUAGCAAGCCAAGUCUCGGAUGAGGGGUGCUCUUUGGGGAAGUCCCUUACGAUGGGCCAAAUUUCGGAGCUCGCCGCGAAGGCCCAGCCCAAGAAGGGAGGAGUUGGGCUGGUUUUCACGGCCCAGGACGUGGCGGUCGAGGGGUUCUGCAUGAGCCGGUGUGGGCUCCACGGCUCGGACCCGAGAACCGGGUCGGCGUACGUCUGGGUCGGGAACUCGGCGACCCAGUGCCCGGGCCAGUGCGCGUGGCCCUUCCACCAGCCCACCUACGGCCCACAGACCCCGCCGCUAACGGCGCCUAACGGCGACGUCGGCGUCGACGGCAUGGUGAUCAACCUCGCGAGCAUGUUGGCCGGGGCCGUUACGAAUCCGUUCGGGGACGGGUUCUUCCAGGGGCCCAAGGAGGCGCCGUUAGAGGCCGCGACGGCGUGCGCGGGUGUUUAUGGGAAAGGGGCGUAUCCGGGGUACGCUGGGGACCUGCAGGUGGAACCCACCACGGGUGCGAGCUACAACGGCAAUGGGGCCCACGGGAGGAAGUACCUGCUCCCCGCGCUGUUUGACCCGUCCACGUCCACUUGCUCCACGCUGGUGUGACAACCGUGCAUGUGUGGGAUUUAUACAUGUCGUAUGGAUGUGUAUCUAUCUAUGUGUUAGAACCGUUCGAUUCUUUGAUUCUUUUAUAUUGUUGUUGUACUAUUAAUAAUAUAUAAAUGGAGCUAAAAUUUUUUUUUGAUAGAA
Messenger RNA from Ananas comosus (pineapple), 1262 nucleotides. Its product is annotated as protein EXORDIUM-like. The record is from RefSeq and is a predicted model, not a curated record. NCBI's taxonomy places the organism in Eukaryota, Viridiplantae, Streptophyta, Magnoliopsida, Poales, Bromeliaceae. The transcript has a single exon. Bases 168 to 1118 code for a protein of 316 amino acids.